Messenger RNA from Aspergillus nomiae NRRL 13137, 1212 nucleotides. RefSeq lists its product as uncharacterized. The record is from RefSeq and is a predicted model, not a curated record. The coding region runs from base 1 to 1212 and encodes 403 amino acids. The transcript has a single exon. Lineage: Eukaryota; Fungi; Ascomycota; Eurotiomycetes; Eurotiales; Aspergillaceae.
AUGGAGGCAGCUGGAAUCGAAAUCGAUGAGCAUGAUAAUGGUCAGCCAUAUAAACCGGAGGAUAUCGUCAUACUAAGCGAUGGGAUUUGCUCAUCGGCAUGCGCACUUUUCAUGGAACUCAUGCAUCAUGAAGCAGGAGUACGAACCGUCGUAAUAGGAGGCCAGCCCAGCUAUGGGCCGAUGCAGGCACCGAGUGGAACCCGCGGCGCAGCAGUUUACAAGGCUGAGAAUAUGCAUCAAGACAUCGAUCUGGCGCGAGACAUCGACAACUCGAUGCAUGUGGACUUACCCAACCGCGCGCAUGCAUUCUUCAUCACUACCGCCACAGUCAACCUCCGGGACCAGGUCCGGCACACUGAUACCUCCGCCACUCCCUUGCAAUUUCUCUAUGAAGCCGCGGACUGCAGAAUAUUCUUUAUUCCCGAGACCUGGUACAACUACACCAACCUCUGGAAGUAUGCUGCAGACGCGAUAUGGCAGAAACCAGCGCUUUGUGCCAAAGGCUCAAGGACGAACCAUACCCAGUCCAAUCAUCCUUCAGUGCCAGGCAAAUCUUACAAUGCAAGCAGUACUCUGUCAAAUCUGGCGGCCUCUCAAUCAGACGAACAACCCUCAAGCAUACAAGACAAAUCCAACUUUAUCCUGGACAAAGACGAGCCAGUAGUUACGAAAGAGGGAUAUGCAUGCCAGAGCGACUAUGAUUGUUCGCUUGGAGUUUCCGGAGCAUGUUGGGAAGUCGACGUUUGUAUAACCGAGUUGAGAAAAACGACAUCGAAACAACCCCGAGGCUUUAUGAAACCUAAAAAGCAAAAGCGAUGUGUCACAACCUGCACCCAGCAAAACGGGAACCGUGAUUGCUCUGGUGGGAGAAUUUGCCUUAACGGUGGUUAUUGUGGAGUCGGUUCAGCCCUCUGCAAUGGCCUUGCGUCUCAGUACAACAGUGCCAAUUACUUCAUUUGCUAUGGCACGUAUGACACUCUUACGUGCUAUGAUAGGAACUGGAAGAUAGUGAGAACAAUGGCAGUUGAGUACCAGAUGCCUUACUCGGCAAGCUCCCCUGUUCUCUAUGCUGAUGGAAUCCAUAAGUGUUGUUGCGGGGACAGAAAUCGUAUCUGCAUGGACAACUCCAAACCACCCUGUACACCAACGAACAACAGGCUUGUUUGUGUUUGCUCAGACAACCAGAGUUGUCCGUUGAACAAAGCGAAUUGA